Molecule: messenger RNA, 378 nt
Organism: Vittaforma corneae ATCC 50505
Lineage: Eukaryota; Fungi; Microsporidia; Nosematidae
Exons: 1
Coding region: 1-378 (125 amino acids)
Source: RefSeq, a predicted model, not a curated record
AUGAGCAAGUUCCAUUGGAAGACUCAGGCACAUUCUCAGUACUUCAUAUGCUGUGAUCAAGAAAGUAGUGGCCAGCGAGUCUUCAAAAUACACAGCUCUGGAGAGAUUAUUCUUGUGGCAGCAUUUGCAUAUUACUGCAUUGGGUUAUGGUGGUUCUACCCAGAGAAUACCAAGAUAGUAGUAAACACAGCCACGCCCACCACCUUCUGCUUUGUAAAUGUGGACUAUUGGUUGCAAAUGAUCGUGUACAUUGCUAUUGGGUAUGGCACUAUUUUAGUACAACCGAUAGUGUUAUUUUCCCUUGGAAUCCUGGAUGUGGUAUCUGAGUACAUACCUGACCACUAUGAAGUUUCGUAUACAUGUUCGAAAAGAAGAUGA